This is a messenger RNA of Arachis stenosperma, 717 nucleotides long. RefSeq names its product probable 3-hydroxyisobutyryl-CoA hydrolase 3. Gene Ontology annotation, molecular function: 3-hydroxyisobutyryl-CoA hydrolase activity. Bases 1 to 717 code for a protein of 238 amino acids. Lineage: Eukaryota; Viridiplantae; Streptophyta; Magnoliopsida; Fabales; Fabaceae. The record is from RefSeq and is a predicted model, not a curated record. Gene Ontology annotation, biological process: L-valine catabolic process. The transcript has 9 exons.
AUGGCAAUGACGCUGAAUUUUAACUAUGACACAGAAAACCAGGUGCUUUUUACAGGAAACUCUUCUGUAAGAUAUGUGAUAUUAAAUAGGCCUGGAAAGCUGAAUACCCUUAACCAUGUAAUGGUUUCUCAAAUUUUAAAGAAUCUAAGAUUGUAUGAGAAUGACUUUUCAAUCAAACUUGUCAUAUUGAAGGCCAAUGGAAAAGCAUUUUCAGCUGGUGGUGAUAUAGUGUCACUGAUUACAUCUUCACUGGCAGGACAUUGGACCUAUCCUCUAAGCUUUUACAGGAAACUACUCAUGUUGAACCAUUUAUUUGUUACCUGCAAAAAACCUAUUGUGUCUCUAAUUAAUGGAGUGGCCAUAGGAGGAGGAGCGGCUCUUUCCAUGAGGGCAACCUUUAGAGUUGUGACAGAAAAUGCCAUAUUUGCUAUGCCAGAGGUACAUAUUGGAGUGUUUCCGGACUGUGGUGCAUGUCACUUCCUUUCUAGGCUUCCUGGCUAUUUUGGCGAAUACUUAGGACUAACUGGUACACGUUUGGAUGCAGCAGAAAUGAUAGCAUGUGGUUUAGCCACACAUUUCAUUCCUUCAAUGAAGCUAAAUUCAUUGGAAAAUGCCCUACAAAAUAUUACUUCUUCAAAUGUAUCAACAAUUGCCACCCUAAUAGAAACUUUCACAGAGAAGACAAAUGUGAAAGAAGAUAGUCCAUUCAAGAGGUAA